Babesia ovata is the source of this 966-nucleotide messenger RNA. Its product is annotated as metal binding protein, putative. The coding region runs from base 1 to 966 and encodes 321 amino acids. NCBI's taxonomy places the organism in Eukaryota, Apicomplexa, Aconoidasida, Piroplasmida, Babesiidae. The transcript has 2 exons. The record is from RefSeq and is a predicted model, not a curated record. Gene Ontology annotation, cellular component: cytoplasm; nucleus.
AUGAAGAUUGGCACGCACUGUGGCAACUUCCAUUGCGAUGAAGCUCUGGCCAUCUCCAUUUUGAAGCUGUUACCCGAGUACAGAGACGCCACCAUUGUGCGCACUCGUGACCUUGCCGUGUUAAACACGUGCGACGUUGUCGUUGACGUCGGGGGCGUCUACGACCCGCAGAAGGGGAGAUUUGACCACCACCAGGGGUCAUUCGACGAGUACUUCGACGAAAACCACCGGGUAACUCGGCUGAGUUCGGCAGGCCUAGUGUACAAACACUUCGCCAAGCGCGUUUUCAGAGAGGUGUACCAUGUCACCGACGAGGAGAACCUGAACGACAUGUACCUGUCCAUCUACGACAACCUAAUACAGUCCAUUGACGCAGUUGAUACCGGUGUGGCAAUCGCAGAAGGGCGGCUCAGGUACGAGGUCAACACUAGCCUGCCCUCGAGGGUGGGUCGCCUGAAUCCCACAUGGGUCGAGCCAGACGCUGACGUUAACGAGCGCUUUCAGCAGGCAAUGAAAGUGACGCUGGAGGAGUUCGACUUUUUCGUCCGCAAUUACAUUGACGUGCACCUAGUCGCUAAGCAAAAGUUCGUACAGGUCUACCAGCAGCGGUUCCAGACCCACACCUCGGGGCUCGUGGUCGAGACUCCGAGGGGCAUGCCUUUCUUCCGUUUUCUGUAUCAAUUGGAGGACAAGGAGGGAACACCAACUGAUGAGCGCGUGGCGUUCUACGUCAAUUACGAGAGUGCGACUGGACAGUGGAGAAGUAGCUGUAUCAGCGAGCGCGGGCAACAGUUCACCUGCAGGAGGCCCUUCCCCGAGAGGCUCGCCGGUCUCACCAACCAGGAGUUGGAGAAGGCCUCGGGCAUACCGGGCCUCACCUUCAUUCACCGCGGCAGGUUCACCUGUGGUGGCCUGACCAAGGAGGCUGUGCUCAAGCUCAUCACGCUUACCCUUCAAGAGAGCUGA